Messenger RNA from Condylostylus longicornis, 1773 nucleotides. RefSeq names its product fat body protein 2. The record is from RefSeq and is a predicted model, not a curated record. Lineage: Eukaryota; Metazoa; Arthropoda; Insecta; Diptera; Dolichopodidae. The transcript has 9 exons. Gene Ontology annotation, cellular component: cytoplasm. Gene Ontology annotation, molecular function: oxidoreductase activity, acting on the CH-OH group of donors, NAD or NADP as acceptor. The coding region runs from base 96 to 1574 and encodes 492 amino acids.
ACAUCAAUAAAUUUAGUUCAGUUUUAAAUUGAAUUUUAAACAUAUUUUAUAUUAAAUUAAAAUAUUUAAAUAAAAAACAAAACAGUUUGUUAUCUAUGGCUUUUCGUGGUAAAAAUGCUGUUGUUACUGGUGGUUCCAGUGGUAUUGGAUUAGAAGUUGCAAAACAAUUAUUGGAUCAUGGUGCUUCUCAUCUUGCAAUUAUUGAUAUAUCCGAAAAUCUUGAAGAAUUAUGUAAAAUGAGAGCUGAACAUCCAGCUCAAUCAUUAAUUUUUAUUAAAAUGGAUGUAUCAAAUCGUAAAGGAAUUGAAGCAUCAUAUGAAGAAAUAAUUAAAAAUAUUGGUCAUAUUGAUAUUGUUAUUAAUAUUGCUGGAAUAUUUAAUGAUUUAGAUGUACAACGUACAAUUGAAGUUAAUAUUGGUGGUAUAAUUAAUUCUACACUAGCAGCCAUGGAUCAUAUGUCAUUUGAAAAAGGUGGUAAAGGUGGUAUAAUUUGUAAUAUGUCAUCAGUUGUUGGAUUAGAUCCAAUGUUUUUAAUGCCAGUCUAUGCUGGUACUAAACAUGCUGUACUUGGUUUUACACGAGCUUUAGCCAAUGGAUAUUUUACUGAAAAAACUGGAAUAAAAUUUUAUGUUGUUUGUCCCGGUGCAACAAUUACACAAAUGUUUACAAAUUUUACAGAAAAAAUUAUUGAUCCAGAAAUGGGUGAUGAAGCAUAUCGUGUUUUAGAUCGAUUACAUAAACAAAGUUCAGCUGAUGUUGCACGUUGCAUUAUGGUAUCAUUGGAAAAAAGUCAAAAUGGUUCUGUUUGGAUAAUCGAAAAUAAACAAUUGUAUCCAAUAAAAAUGCAUAAAUAUUGGGAUCAUAUUGCUGAAAAACUGAAAGUUGCAAUUAUUGAUAUUGCAGAGAAUCCAGAAGCAAUUUGUCAUAUAAGAAAUCAAUACGAAAAUCAAAUUUUAAUAUUUAUAAGAAUGGAUGUUUCAAAUAGAAAUGGAAUUGAAAAUGCUUAUAAAGAAAUUAUGAAUAAUUUUAAAACAUUGGAUAUUGUUGUAAAUGUUGCUGGAAUAUUUAAUGAUAAAGAUGUUAAACGUACAAUUGAUGUUAAUGUUGGUGGUGUUGUUAAUUCAACAUUUGUAGCAAUGCAGCAUAUGUCUAAAGAGAAUGGUGGUAAAGGAGGUAUCAUUUGUAAUAUGUCAUCAGUUGUUGCAUUAGAUCCACUAUUUUUAUUACCAGUUUAUUCAGCUACUAAAUGUGCAAUACUUGGCUUUACAAGAGCCUUAGCAAAUGGUUAUUUUUAUGAGAAAACUGGAAUAAAAUUUUCUAUUGUAUGCCCAGGUGCAACAAUUACACCAUUAUUUAAUAAUACUCCAGAUAAAGUAUUAAUACCAGAUUUAGAACCGGAAUCAUAUCGUUUAUUAGAAAAAAUGCCUAAGCAAAGUUCAGCUGAUGCAGCUCGUGGUAUUAUAGGUGCAUUACAAAAAACUGAUAAUGGUUCAGUAUGGAUAAUUGAAGAGAAGAAGCUUAUACCAGUUCAAAUGGAAAAAUAUUGGGAUAAUGUUACAAAUAAAUUGGCUUAAGAAUUAUUCCCAAAUUAUUAUGUGCAAUUAGUAUUAAGAAACUCAGUUGCGAAAAUAUUUAAAUAUCGCACAAUUUGGUGUAAUAAUUAUGUACCUACAUACUUAUAUUUUUUUUUUCAAAAUGUAAACAUUUUUUUCUGUUAAAUAAAGCAUAAAAAUUUAUUUUUAUUUUGCAAACAAAACCAUGUACCAAAUAUAA